Molecule: messenger RNA, 1112 nt
Organism: Haliotis rubra (blacklip abalone)
Lineage: Eukaryota; Metazoa; Mollusca; Gastropoda; Lepetellida; Haliotidae
Product: short coiled-coil protein B-like
Exons: 6
Coding region: 245-616 (123 amino acids)
Cellular component (GO): trans-Golgi network
Source: RefSeq, a predicted model, not a curated record
AAAACAUGCGUUUUGACAAGUGCCGUGACGUCAUUGUCACGUGACUGAACCAAUAUGGCUGACAAGUUGUGAAUGAGCAUUACCGAGUAUCUCCGUCAUCCAGGAAUACUUCUGCGAACUGUUGUCGACAGUUCUCCCGGUCCUACUCAUAACACGGAAGUGAGGGUAGGAUUCAGCGGGUAGCAUCUUCAUCUUUCUGGGUAUCAUCAAGUCAAGUCAAAUCUCACCAAUACACUUCUUGAAAAUGUCCAACGAGGAUUCAAAUGGACAUCUGUACAACGUCCCUCUGUCCAGUGAUAGCGAACCAGGGGAUAAUAUGGAAAAAAAUAAAGCUAUCGUGGAACAGGAAAAUACAAAAAAUGAAGGAUUUACUGGAACAACACACAGUUUGGACCCAGACAUCAACCCUGAUGAAGAAGAGGAGAAACAGAGACUGAUCACACAGGUGUUGGAGCUGCAGAACACACUGGAUGAUUUGUCAUCGCGUGUGGACACAGUGAAGGAGGAAAACCUGAAACUUAAGUCUGAGAACCAAGUUCUUGGCCAGUAUAUUGAGAACCUAAUGGCGGCCAGCAGCGUUUUCCAGUCGACUUCCCCCAAAUCGAAGAAGAAGUAAACCUCACUCUCAAAAUGUGGACAUCCAUUAUACCUGUGAUUACAAUGUGUACAGAUGCUAGUCAGACAGAAUCUCCAUUGAUUGUUUCUGGUCAUUCAGUGUUCAGUGUUAAACUAUCACCCACAUUUCACAAACAGCUGAAUCAAUAUUUCUAUACCAAGGCCUAGUCCUUGUUAAAGAGAAAUAUCUAGCGAAACUGCUAAAAUAUUCAGAGGAUAUGUGCAAUAAAUUAUUUUGAAAUUCUAUCAUGCGUAGCUCUGAUAAGUUGUCCUUAUCUUUCAUAAUGUCUUGAAGUAGUUACAAGCACUAUUGUUUGUACAUUGCAUGUUGUGAUUGAGCACAUGUAUAUAUUUGCAUAUUAUACUACAGGAAGGGCUAUGGCUGUGAAUGUAAUAUAGCUUCUGUCAUUGUAUGUGGAAUGGGACCUUUCGGGGGCCAUCUCAAAUGUUGGUGCACUAUUUUUGGAAAUAGUGACUUGGGUCAAUUGAGUUCAAGG